This is a messenger RNA of Periconia digitata, 1947 nucleotides long. Lineage: Eukaryota; Fungi; Ascomycota; Dothideomycetes; Pleosporales; Periconiaceae. The record is from the annotation of a GenBank genome assembly.
UCCACACUAUACGUAGAUCCUCUGCUCUUGCGACUUCAUUCGCUACAGCGCAACGCAUCACAUCGUCAGUCACUCACAAUAGUCUAUACUCAGCUAGCUUGCGGUGGGAUGCUUCUACUCCAAAUGCGUUUAUAGCACCAGAAUCACCUUCAAAAGGCUAUCGUCAUUGCUUCCCAAACAGCAUGCGGCAGCCUAUUCUCAUUCCUGUAGAUAAUCAAGACCUGCAUGCCAUAUGCACCAGAGAGGAGUCAUAUGGCAAUCGCGUCUUCUUUUUGUUUCGGUCUGUUUCGAGGUUCGCGAUAAUAAUCUCAAGGCCAGCGUGGCCUUCGGCGUAGAGAAAGGUGAAUCUAGGGGAAGCUUAGCGUGGCUUGGCGGGGAUUAUUUCCCACAUCGACACGUUGCGAGAGCUCAGCGCCGACCCCCUCUUAACCCCAUCGCCAUCUGGUCCUCACCACUCAAUCAUUCUCCUCCUUUGUUUCUUCCAUCUUUCUCUCUGGGACCCGAUCCACCGCAAUCAUGAGUGGCCUACGGUUCCUCGAUCUCGUUAAGCCCUUCGUUCCUCUUGUGCCUGAAAUUCAGCUGCCCGAGAGCAAGGUGCCUUUCAACAACAGACUAGUAUGGACCGGUCUCACCCUCCUCGUUUUCCUGGUCAUGAGCCAGAUGCCGCUGUACGGAAUCGUCUCUUCCGACACAUCGGAUCCGCUAUACUGGCUUCGUAUGAUGAUGGCGAGUAAUCGGGGAACACUGAUGGAACUGGGUAUUACACCGAUCAUUUCAUCUGGCAUGGUCUUCCAACUUCUUGCUGGUACCCAUCUCAUUGAUGUCAACCUCGACCUCAAGUCGGAUCGCGAGCUCUACCAGACCGCCCAGAAGCUUCUUGCUAUCUUGCUCUCUUUCGGUCAAGCUGUCGUCUAUGUUAUUUCCGGUCUUUAUGGACAGCCAUCUGACCUGGGAGCCGGUAUCUGUGUUCUUCUCGUUAUGCAGCUCAUGAUUGCCGGUCUGAUUGUCAUUCUCUUGGAUGAACUUCUCCAGAAGGGCUACGGUCUCGGUAGCGGUAUCUCGCUUUUCAUCGCUACCAACAUUUGCGAGUCCAUCAUGUGGAAGGCCUUCUCCCCAACCACCAUCAACACCGGUCGUGGUCCCGAGUUCGAGGGUGCCAUCAUUGCUCUCGUCCACUUGCUCUUCACUUGGCCCGACAAGACUGUUGCGCUCAAGGAGGCUUUCUACCGCCAGAACUUGCCCAACGUUAUGAACUUGAUCUCCACUGUCAUCGUUUUCGGCGCCGUCAUCUAUCUCCAAGGCUUCCGUGUCGAGAUCCCCGUCAAGUCUGCCCGCCAGCGCGGUGUCCGCGGUUCAUACCCCGUUCGCCUCUUUUACACCUCCAACAUGCCUAUCAUGCUGCAAUCCGCUCUCUCAUCCAACGUCUUCCUCAUCAGUCAGAUGCUUUACUCUCGAUUUUCUGACAACCUCCUUGUCCGUCUUCUCGGCGUGUGGGAACCCAAGGAGGGCUCUGCCCAGCUCUUCGCUACCUCUGGUGUUGCUUACUACAUGUCUCCUCCCCUCAGCAUCACCGAGGCUCUCUCGGACCCCUUGAAGACCGCCGUCUUCAUCGUUUACAUGCUCGUCGCCUGCGCCGUGUUCUCCAAGACUUGGAUCGAAGUCUCCGGCUCCUCCCCCCGUGACGUUGCCAAGCAGCUCAAGGAACAGGGUCUUGUUAUGGCUGGUCACCGCGAGGAGUCGAUGUACAAGGAGCUCAAGCGCGUCAUUCCCACGGCUGCCGCUUUUGGUGGUGCUUGCAUUGGUGCUCUUUCCGUUGGUAGCGAUCUCCUCGGCGCCUUGGGUAGCGGAACCGGUAUUCUAUUGGCUGUCACUAUCAUCUAUGGAUACUUUGAAAUCGCCGCCAAGGAGGGCGACAUGGCAGGUCUUAAGGGCAUGGUCAUGGGAUAA